ACACACAGACUUCACAGAAAGUUAGGAGGGCUGGCGAGCAGCGGGGAUACCUACGGGCAGGAAGUGACGGGGCCGCGUUCAUUUCAGAAGGAGGACAGAAAAGCUGGAAGAAGGUAUCAACACAAAGCAGAACGCGGAGCAACGUGGGAGCGUGUUUUGUCGGGGUGGGAGGGAACCACUGCGCAUGAUCCCGACAACACCGGAGCGAGAGGCUUUUUCUUUUCUUUUUUUUCUCUCUCAAUGGAAGGAGGUUACCAGCCGCAGUGAGGAGCCGAGAUUUCCCUCAGCGGCUCCGAUAUCCAUGACUGCGCUUCACACUUCUGGAAAGCAUCGGCAGCAUAUGGAGCAGUGACCCAUGCGCCCCGCAGCCUCCCCGCCAGCUUUGGGCAUGAGGGACAAAACUUAACGCGAGAAGGAGGAGGAGGAGGAGGAGGAGGAGGAGGUGAGGAGAAAAGUGCUGGAGAAAGUUGGAGGAUAUGAACUCAGGUCUCCGGGUCUCGCCGCGGUUAUUUGCUCUGUCGGGGGUCGCUUUUGCGUCUUCGGGGAUGUUUGCGGGUUGCACCGCCGCGGCUUCGGUUCGGACGCUGGCCCGCCUCUGCGCCCUGGUGCUGGUGGUCGCCGCGGGGCUCGGCUCCGAGCUUCGGGUCCGGGUCCGGCUCUCGGACGGGCUGGUGACCGAGGAGCUUCUGGAGGCGGACACCGAGAGGGACUCGAUCUCGCUGGAGUUUAAGCAAGGAGACGGGACCCUCAUCACCUUUCUGGCAGACUUUAAGCAGGAAGUGAAGAUAUUCCGGGCGUUGAUCCUGGGCGAGCUUGAGAGGGGGCAGAACCAGUACCAGGCGCUGUGCUUCGUCUCUCGCCUCAACCGCAAUGAGAUCAUCCCCAGCGAGUCCAUGGCCCGGCUCAGACAGAAAAACCCUCACGUCAUUCGGCUGGCGGAGGAGCGGAAAGGGCUGGAGCAGCUGACGAUGAGCGCGGCGGUGAAUCUGAGCCGGGCCUGGCAGCUCAGCUCCCACAUCCGCAACAUGUGCAGCGAAGCUCAUGAGGCCAUUUACACGAGGGAGGCGGACAUGAAACACUGGCUGGAGAAAGGAGUAGACGGCUCAAUGUUCGAGGUCCUGCCGCGGACGACGGAGGCGCCCGGCUUUCAGGCCUGUCACUCUACUAAAGACUUGUGGCAGCCGUGUCUCUGCACGUACGGCCUGCGUCUGGAGUGGUACCCGUGUCUGCUCAAGUACUGCCGCAGCCGGGACGGCGCGGCCAAGGGCGCCACCUACAAGUGCGGCAUCAGGAGCUGCAGCAAGGGCUACCAUUUCACCUACUACGUUCCCCAGAAGCAGCUGUGUCUGUGGGACGAGGAGACUUAGGUUGUUGUUGGUUUUUCUUCCACUGGGAGGUUAAAAAUUCGAGGAAAAAUAACAGUUCCCGAGUCAAGCCGGUGCUUUUCCAGCGGUUCUCUAAAGGGCAAUACUUAGGUCUUGGUCAGCGAGAUGGUGAAUUAACCUUUUUAUAUAUAUUAAAAAAAAGAGAUAUAUUCGGGUUCCAAGUGACCCACCACGAAAGGAAGGACAAAUAAAUGACACAUUACUGUUAUGAUCAAUACUUUGCCAAAAGCUACCACGCCUGUGCCUCUUUUGGAAGAAUUAUUGGAGGAGGGUUGGGGGGGGGACACAAAACAACAACAGUGACCUCUGAAACAAGCUACGAUGUGCACAAAGCUAAACGCUGCAUUGUAGAGAAUGAAACACCAGAAGAAGAACAACUCGUCCCAACACCUUUUAUCGCAAUGGAGGGAGAUAAAAAAAACUUUGUCUUCCCUUUUUGGUGAGGGCCAAUAAGGAUGGUGGAUUUUUCUACGCUCUACAGCUCUGUGAACGUAUAUGGCCAGUUCAAGCACCAGUUUACGUCAGAACAAACAGGUUCACAAAGAAAACGUCUCGCCAACAGGGGCCUUGUGUUUGCUUAGGCUGCAAAACAAAAUCACCGAGGGCUGCUCUACGAUCUUCCCAUGCUGCUCUCGACGAUUUAUUUCUUACACUUCUAACCCACGGGUCCUUUAGAAAAAGUAUUGUUCUAAGACAUUUAUAACUCCUGGGAUAUUGUUUAUGCAGGUGUGAUGUUUUUUUUGUUUGUUUUUUUUCCCCCAGUCAUGUCUUUGCCAUACAGCUUUUCUUCCCACCCCAUUUUUACCUUUAAGGAGCAGCUCUUGCCCAUUCCUGUUCUGACGCUGUUAGAAAAAGUGCCAAAUAAGCCAGAUUUAGCAGAAAUACAACUUUUUAAGGGCCUAUGGUUUUCUUCUUUAGAAACAAAAAACCCUCAGCAUGUUUCAAGUUUUUUUUGUAAUGUUUACUGCCAUCUUCUGGUAGAUUUAAGCUGUAGGCUCCACUGCCUUAAAUCGUUUUGUUUUUUUUCUUGUUUGUGUUUUUGUUAUAAUCACUUAAAUAUUUAAUUUAUACAUUUUAAAAUCUUUGGUCGUUACAUGCAGUUCAAGAAGACGUUCUUGAAUGAAUGGGACCAACUUAAGCUAUGUCUGUCUGAUGUGUUGAAGUAAAUGUCUUGGAUUGUCUUACCUCCAUCACGGUCUUUCACCAUAUAAGCAGAAAGUUUUUACCCGUCUUGUUGCCGUUUCCUGCGAACUAAAGAACCAAAUAAGUGAAACAUUCGUCACUUUGGCCUUUCUGUGAUAAUCAAGUGCCUUAACGUUUCCACUGAUGUUUUUUUUUUGUUUUUGUUUUUGUAAUUGUAGAUAGCGUGGUUGAACAUAUUUUUCUAUAAGAGGUUUUUGAAUCGUUUGUAAAUAGUUGUCAUAAAAAGAAUAUGAAGCAAUUUAGGUAUUGUAUCUUGUAGAGCUGUUUUACAUAAAUUGUUUCAAUAAAGUCUUUUUUUGCACUCUGGAA
Molecule: messenger RNA, 2897 nt
Organism: Fundulus heteroclitus (mummichog)
Lineage: Eukaryota; Metazoa; Chordata; Actinopteri; Cyprinodontiformes; Fundulidae
Gene: oafa
Product: OAF homolog a (Drosophila)
Exons: 4
Coding region: 477-1367 (296 amino acids)
Source: RefSeq, a predicted model, not a curated record